Molecule: messenger RNA, 1912 nt
Organism: Xiphias gladius (swordfish)
Lineage: Eukaryota; Metazoa; Chordata; Actinopteri; Istiophoriformes; Xiphiidae
Product: tumor necrosis factor ligand superfamily member 10-like
Exons: 7
Coding region: 187-1095 (302 amino acids)
Biological process (GO): immune response
Cellular component (GO): membrane
Molecular function (GO): tumor necrosis factor receptor binding
Source: RefSeq, a predicted model, not a curated record
GGCAAUAUCCACAUUCUUGGCAAAAAAAAAAAAAAAAAAAAAAAGUCAAGAAGCACCAGGUAUCACCGGCGAAAUUGAACGUGGCAAAGAGCAGAAAUGCAGCAGAGCUUGAUCUGACUUGUCCUUGUGCUGGAAGCAUUUUCUUGCUCUUCGGGACUUAAUUGGGUGCUUUUCUCACGCUGUGAUAUGGCCAUUUCUAUCACUCUCCAGUGUCUGGGGCUCAUUAUACUCGCAGCAAUCCUCCUCCAGACCAUCGCGGUUGCCGUCAGUUUUAUGUACUUCAACAAAGUCCUGAAGACAGUGCAGGAGAGUUUCUCAAGGAGUAGCGUGUCCUGUGUGAUAAACGCAGAUCUGCACUCGGGGUUCGAAGAUUCAGCAGCCGACGACAAGAAGAGCGACCCCUGCUGGCAAGUCACGCAACAGCUCUACUACCACAUAGAGAAGACGAUGGCUGACAGAUUCCAGAAAGAGAUAUCCUCUGCUAUGAGAAUGUGUGUUUUCUUAUCCGCUUGUGUUUUCACAGAUAAGCUGACGGGAAUGCUGCCUAUCCUGAACCCUGGGGUCCCUCUUCCUAAGGUUGCAGCCCAUGUGACGGGUGUUGUCUCCUCCACAGAGUCUCCAACAGCAGAAGGCUCACAGAGCAGCAGGGGGUACCUAGGGGAGCGUAUCAGAACAUGGGAAGGCCAGAGAGGUCUUUCCUUCCUGCAGAACAUGGAGCUGAGAGGAGGAGAGCUGCUGGUGCCCAGAGCGGGCCUCUAUUACAUAUACGCACAAACCUACUUCAGACUGUCUUCCACGGGGGAGACAGAAGGGGAGGCAAAGGAUGAGACGGAGGAAACAAAGGAGGAAGAAGGAGCACAGCUUGUCCAGUAUAUCUACAAGAAGAUGAGUUCCUACACGGUGCCCAUCCUGCUGAUGAAAUCAUCCCGGAGUGCCUGCUGGCCUCGGGGUCAGGAGCCUGGCCUCUUCUCUCUGCAUCAGGCCGGUACCGCCUUUCUACAGCCUGCUGACCGCCUCUUCAUCACGGUUAGCAAUGCCAGCGCCAUGGAGAUGGACGGGAGGGCAAGCUACUUUGGGGCCUUCCUGGUGGGCUAAAGAGAGAGAGAGAAGGAUGGAUAGAAGAGCCCAGGACUGGGAUGACUUGAUUUAGACAUCUACAGAAGUUAACCCAAAUGUCAGGGGUUUGCGUGAUAAUAUGAGCAGCUGUCUGAGGAUACGGGAUUGGAGAAGGACAGACUGCUAGGAGUGCAAAAGGACUUCCUCAGGACUGGAGCUGUAGGGAUUCGAUCAAACCAAGCUGCAGUGGCAGACUCUCAGUUGCCCAAUAUGACAAGGAUGAAGAGCCAUUUGGUGUGUAUUUACUCCAGCAGUGACCAAUUAAUUGGUCACCGUUAAAACCUCACUCAGGAUAUUAAUUGUGUUUUUAAGACUGGCUAACAGAAUGUACUGCAUGAUAGAGCAAACACAGAUUAUCUGAUGCAUUCAGGGCACAAGGCAUUUGGAGCAAUACAAUAGAUCCAGAUCAAAUGUUGUGCGCUCAUGUGUGAAUGCCUUCAUUUGAGAGCAGAUUGGGCUGUUUUGCCUUCAGGUCAAACAGUGAACAGUUGAGUUGUCAUCCCCAGGAAAUGACGGUGGCGGUGUUGGACAAAUGAUACAAAACUGAUCUUUUAUCAGGAAUAGGAAUCAGAAAAAUAAAGGCCACAAGACAAGAUUUUUGGUUGUUCAGUAUAAGAAAUGGAGCUUCUUUUUUGUUUACGGUACUUAUGGUAGAAUUUCCUCUUUGUGCAAUGUCUUGAAAGAAUGUGUGGCAUGACACUGACUGUAAUGUCCUGGGGCCUUAAAGAGAAGCACUGAUCUUGUAUGAAUGGACUGAGUAUUAAAACUGUUUUCUGAUACAUUUACACUUCUAUAA